AUUUUAAAUAAAAAGAUAUGAGAGCCAAACCCUAAGCUUAAGUUGCUCAGAAACAGUAACCUUAAAAGCAAGGCAAUGUGCGUAAACCUCAGGAAAGGUAUUGAUGAUGAUUUAGUGUGAAAAAUAGGCCGGGAUUGACUGAUGAUGAAAUUGAUGAAAUCAAAGAAGCAUUCAAUCUUUUUGACACUGAAGGGACUGGAAGAGUAGAUCCAAGAGAAUUGAAGGCAGCUAUGUAGAGUUUGGGAUUUGAUUAAAAAAAUCCAACAAUUUUCAACAUGAUUGCAGAACUAGAAAAUGAAGGGUAUUAAGUGUAAGAUAGUAAAUAGAACUGAUAUUGAUUUUGAUUAAUUCUUGGAUGCAAUAACAUCGAAGUUGGGCAAUAGAGAGAGCAAAGAUGGCAUCAAUAAAAUAUUUGAUUUAUUUGAUGAUGAUGGCAGCAAUAGCAUCAACUUGAAUAAUUUGAAAAGAGUAUUAUGAGAAUUGAUAAGUUAGGUAUCCAAAGAAUUGGGUGAGACUAUGACAGCUGAAGAAUUGGCUGAAAUGUUGGAACGUGCAGCUUCGAAUGGCAGAGAAAUUACAAGAGAGGACUUCUACAACAUCAUGGUUAAGAGGGCAUUUUGAUAUCCUCUCACAUAACACAAA
Molecule: messenger RNA, 642 nt
Organism: Paramecium octaurelia
Lineage: Eukaryota; Ciliophora; Oligohymenophorea; Peniculida; Parameciidae
Source: the annotation of a GenBank genome assembly